CAAACUCAAAGUCGUGACUGAAGGAGGAAGAAGCAGCUCGGAGGGUCCAGGGUCCCGCCGCCCCCCAGGAAACAAGAGGAAGUUACCUGUUGAUGAGGUCGUGCAUUCAGAGAAGUGAAGCGUGAACAAAGGUGACUCUCCGGUGGACAGGGGGAGUGAAGGACCCAGGUUUUAAUCCACCCCCCCAGCAGCAGCAGACCUGUUGGAGGACAGAAUGGACACUCCGACCUCUUGGAGACUUAUUUUGAUCCUCACGUGCCAGCUGGUUUCUGUGACUCAGCCCUCCAAGGUGUGGGGAGAGGUCCCGCUGCCAGAAGACUUGGAAUCAGAAAAAAACAUCCAGGCAUCUCGGAGUUUACUGGACGAUGAUGAGGACUUUGCAGCUGAUGGAGCUUCAGGAGACCUGCCGAGUGGAGAGGAAGAUGGCAGCACUCCAGAUCCUGACAGCACAAUUUAUUACAGAGCUCUUGUCAACUUUACCGACUCUGUGGUGUACAGCCCUGAGCUUGACGACAUCUUCUCUCAAGAAUUCAAGGAGAUUUCAGAGGCUGUGAUGGACACGCUGGAGUCGGAGUACAACAAGAUUCCAGGUGUCCAGACAGUCAAUGUGGUCCUCAUUAAAAAAGUCAUAAGAGAGGAUGGUGUUGAUGUGUUUGUGGAACUGGACGUGGGUUCUGAUUACAACUCCGAUGAGGAACAGAUCCGCAGCGUGCUUUACAACGUGGUGAACGAGGGAACCAUUGCUUCCUACGUCACAUCAGUCAAGGGUUUUCUGUUCAGGAGGCUUGGAAAAGUAGAAUCUCUGUCUACAGUGGAACCUAGAACAGUGCCAGUAAUCCCUUCCAGAAGACCGUGUAUGGCUGAUGAGUUCCAGUGUGGUGAUAAAACAUGCAUCCUGAAAGAAUACCUGUGUGACAACAGACUGGACUGUGGAGACAUGAGUGAUGAGCUCAACUGUGAUUUGCAAAGAGCCACCGUGCCUGCCUUCACCACACCCGCCACCACUACCACCACAUCAGCUGCGGUACUGGGCCCCCAGCCCCCCUUCCCAUUUUCACCCUGCAGAUCAGAUCAAGCCAAGUGUCAAAGUGGGGAAUGUGUGAACCGAAACCUUAUAUGUGAUGGAGUCAAGGACUGCGCAGACGGCAGCGAUGAGGUCGCGUGCGGAACUCAGUCUCCCUGUGAGCCCAAUGAGUUUAAGUGUAAAAAUGGUCACUGCGCCCUCAAGAUCUGGCGUUGUGAUGGUGACAAGGACUGUGAAGAUAACUCUGAUGAGUCAGACUGCCCGACCAAGGGUCCUAAUGACAGAUGUGGCCCUGAGCAGUUCGAGUGUCAGACUGAUCGCACCUGCAUCCCAGCCAGUUACCAGUGCGAUGAAGAGUCGGACUGUCCCGACCGCUCUGAUGAGUAUGGCUGCACCCCGCCCUCUGUAAUAAGCCCCCCAGAGUCCAUCCAGGCAGCCCAGGGCUCGACUGUGACCUUCACCUGUCAGGCUGUUGGAGUUCCCACACCCAUGAUCUCCUGGAGACUCAACUGGGGACACAUUCCUUCUGACAGCAGGUUUUCCAUAACCAAUCAGAACGGCCGCGGCACCCUCACCAUUCACAACGUGAAAGAGUCAGACCAGGGGGCGUACAGCUGCGAGGCCAUCAAUGCUAAAGGCAUGGUGUUUGGCAUCCCUGAUGGAGUUUUAACUCUCACAGGAAAUCUUAACCCAGACAACUGUCCCAGUGGUCACUUCAGCGUGGACGGCCGCUGCGUCCUCUGCUUCUGUGCUGGAAUCGCCAACAACUGCAAGAACACUGGACGCUACCGCCACCAGAUCAGCCUGCGCUUCACCGAAGAGGAGAACUUCAAAGGUGUAAAUGUUAGUUACCCCUCCAGACCGGGCACUCCUCCUCUCUCCUCCACUCAGCUCCUCAUCAACCCCGAGAUGGAGGAGUUCCAGCUCGUCGACCUUUCACGACGCUUCCUCAACCUCGAGUCCUACUGGACCUUGCCUCGCCAGUUCCUAGGCAACAAAAUCGAUUCCUAUGGAGGAUCCCUGAAGUACAAGGUGCGGUACACGCUGGCUCGUGGCCUGUCUGAGCAGGUGGUCAGGUCCAACGUGAUUUUGAUGGGAAACGGGCGCAGGCUUCUGUACCACAGAGAGAACAGCAACACCCCUCCCAAUGUGGUCAGCCAGAAACACAUCCGCUUCACUGAAGACCGCUGGCAGCAUUCCAACGGUCAGCCUGUGAGCCGCCAGGAGCUGCUGAUGACGCUGGCCAACCUGGACAGCAUCAGCAUCCGCACCAUCUACGACAACCACAUGGUCAGUGUGGGGCUCAGCGACAUCGUCAUGGAUACCACCACCGUGGAGUUCAGCACUCUGGGUCACGCUAAGGAUGUUGAGGAAUGCAGCUGUCCUCCUGGAUAUGCGGGCCUGUCCUGUGAAAUGUGUUCGACUGGUUUUGAGCGUGUCCCCGGCGGCUCAUACCUUGGCACCUGUGCUGGCUGUAACUGUAAUGGACAUGCAACGGCCUGCGAUCCAAUCAGUGGACACUGUCUGAGCUGCCAACACAACACAGAGGGCCCCCAGUGUGACAAGUGUCGCCCAGGGUUCUUUGGUGACCCGAGCCGGGGUCGUCCCGACGACUGCAAGCCCUGCGCCUGUCCAUACACUGAGACCUCGCGUCGGUUUUCUGACACCUGCUUCCUGGGCUUUGACCAGCAGCCGACAUGUGACGCCUGCAGGCCCGGCUACACAGGAAGACGCUGUGAAAAGUGUGCUUCUGGUUACCAUGGUAACCCCCUUCUUCCUAAUGGAAAAUGUGUUCCCAACCAGAGCAGCUCCAGUUGUGAUAACAGAGGAACCAUCAGCUCCGGCAGCGCGCUGUGCAGCUGCAAGAACAACGUGGCAGGCGCUCUGUGUGACGAGUGCAAGCCGGGGUUCUUCCACCUCUCACAGUCCAACCCUGAUGGCUGCCUGCGCUGUUUCUGCAUGGGCGUCACCAAACAGUGUGCCAGCUCCUCGUGGAGCAGAAAGGAGGUCCGAGGAGGAGUCAUCGGGCAGAUCUCCCUCACUGACAGCACCAACACUAAAACAAUCUCUGAGGGGAUGGACCAGAGGGGCUCUGCAGUCGUCUACCGGCCCUUGCCGGGCAGCUCCAGUGACGUCUACUACUGGGUGCUGCCUGAGAGCUUCAGAGGAGAUAAGGUGACAGCAUACGGUGGAGAGCUGCGCUACACAGUGAGCUUUGAGCCGUAUCAGCGCUCGCGGGUGAUCGACGGGCGCCCAGACGUGGUUCUCCAAGGCAACAACAUCUUCCUGGAGCACUUCUCUCAGACAAAGUUUCAGCCAUGGCUGCCGCAAACUGUCACAGUGACGUUCAGAGAGGCGGAAUGGCAGCGCACUGACGGUCAGCCGUGCACUCGUGAGCACCUGCUGAUGGCCCUGGCUGACGUUGCCGUCUUCAUGAUUAGAGCCACAUAUGCAGACAGUAUGGUUGAAACCAGCAUCUCCGAUAUCAAGAUGGAUGUUGCUGUUCCUCAUUCGACGGGUCACCAACAAGCUGUGGAGGUGGAGGAGUGUGCCUGCCCGCAGGGGUACAGAGGACCAUCCUGCCAGGAGUGUGAUGACGGUUACACACGGACCACCUCGGGUCUUUACCUGGGCACGUGUGAGAGGUGCAACUGCAAUGGUCACUCCAGCAGCUGCGACCCAGAGACCGGCAGGUGUCUGCAAUGUCUUCAUCACACGACUGGAGACAGAUGUGAGAACUGUCUGAGUGGUUUCUAUGGAGACCCUGUGAGGGGUCAGCCCUGUCAGCCCUGCCCCUGUCCUGGAGUCAGUCCCAGCAACCAAUUCUCUUCAGUGUGUCAUCGGGGUGUCAACGGUGAGCCAGUCUGUGACAGAUGUCCCACUGGAUUCACUGGAAGACGCUGUGAAAGAUGUGCUCCAGGAUACACUGGUAACCCUCUGCUUGGAGAGAGAUGUGCACUCGACAAUGAAGUCAAUGGUAACUGCUACAAGUGCGACCAAAGAGGAAGUGAACACUGUUACAGUGGUGCUUGUCAAUGCAAGAUGAAUGUUGAAGGUCCAUCUUGCUCCACUUGUAAGUCUGGAAGCUUCCAUCUUAGCCAGGAAAAUAAAGAUGGCUGUUUGACCUGUUUCUGUAUGGGCGUCACUCAGCAGUGCUCCAGCUCUACGUUCUAUAGAGACACGGUCUCCUCAGUCUUUACUCCAGGAAACUUUCAGGGUUUCGCUCUAGUGAACCGCCAGCGAAGCAGUCGCAUUACUACUGGUUUCACUGUGGAAGUUUCCACUGAAGGCACUCAGUUGUCCUACAGCAACUUCAACCAGUUGGGACAAGGCCCCCACUACUGGCAGCUCCCAGAGUCUUACCGAGGAGACAAGAAAGAUUCUUCCUUUGCUCGUACGAAACGAGCUCCUCAGGCUGAUGUCAAAAAGCUGGAUGCUGAGAUCUGGGCGCUCAUGCAUAAUUUCUCCAAUGGCUCUUCUUCUAAAUCUUCUUCACUUACCUCCUCUCGGUUCUCAUCUUCUUCUGCUUCUCAAUGGUCCUUUCAUCACCUGAGCCCCCCCUCUCCUCCGUCUGAUAUUUCUUCUUCAGUUAAACCAACCCGGCCUCAACCUUACUCCCCAGGCCACGCCCCUCAUCUGAAGAGCAAGAACACUAUGAGCAAGACUGCUAGUGCUUCUGGAGACAGCAGCAAGUACGCUCUGGUCUACAAAGGUUUCAGCUCGCAGCGGGAAGAUGUGCUCUACUGGCAGCUCCCCAAGCAGUUCUUGGGGGAUCAGGUUGGUUCGUAUGGCGGGAAACUUAAAUACACCAUUUCCUACGUGGCUAGUCAAAGAGGAACACAACUCGAAGAUGCUGACGUCCAAAUUAUUGGCAACGACAUCACCCUGGUAGCCCGUCAGACUUGGCAGAGGAGGCAGCAAGGCAGCAGAGAGAGCAAACAAUUUGAGAUCAUCUUCAGAGAGGAACACUGGCAGCGGCCUGACGGCAUGCCGGCCACUCGAGAGCACCUGAUGAUGGUUCUGGCUGAUCUCGAUGAUAUCCUGAUUCGAGCUUCCUACUCCACUGAGAUGCGCUCCUCCAGCGUCCAUGACAUCAGCAUGGACAUUGCCGUGCCCAACUACAGCGGCUUGGCACAGGCACUCGAGGUGGAACAGUGCCGAUGCCCACCCGGGUACCACGGACUCUCCUGCCAGGACUGUGCACCUGGAUACACUCGUACAGGAGGAGGUUUGUACCUGGGUCACUGUGAGCUCUGUGAAUGCAACGGCCACUCGGACACUUGCCACCCUGAGACUGGCAUCUGCACGAGCUGCCUGCACAACACGCAUGGUGAGUUCUGUGAGCAGUGCGCCUCUGGCUUCUUUGGCGACCCAACUGCUGGAACUCCAGUGGACUGCCAGCCAUGUGCCUGUCCUCACACUGACCCAGACAACCAGUUCUCUCCCACCUGCGAGAGCCUUGGUAAUGGAGACUAUCAGUGUACGGCCUGCCAGCCUGGCUACACUGGCCAGUACUGUGAACGUUGUGCUCUUGGAUAUGUUGGCAACCCUCAGCGGAGAGAAAAAUGUCAACCAAAAGAUGCUGCAGCCUCCCUGGUGGUAAAGGUCUAUCCAGAGAGCUUCAAAGCGACCCAGGGCAGCUCUGUUACUCUGCGCUGUCAGGUUUCUGGGUCUCCUCCACACUUUUACUACUGGUCCAGACUGGAUGGACAACCCAUCUCUAAUAGUGCUGAAAGACUCAAGCAAGGAGCAGAACUGUACUUCACCAGCAUCCAGCCGAGUGAUGCCGGUGUCUACGUCUGCACCUGCAUGGACCAGCGCAGCACCAACAAGAGCCAUGCUGAGAUUAUCAUCACAGGUGGGCCAACUAAACCCAUUGAGGUCACAGUGGAGGAGCCUAAAUCUCAGAUCAUGAGGGUCGGCUCCACAGUCAAUUUCAUCUGUACUGCAAAGAGCAAGUCACCAGCCUACACCCUGGUGUGGACCCGGAAGGGUAUCGGGAGACUUCCCAACCGGGCCACAGACUUCAACGGCAUCCUGACAAUUCAGAACGUCCAGCCUGAGGAUGCGGGCAUCUACGUUUGCACAGGCUCCAACAUGUUCGCCAUGGAUGAGAGCACUGCCAUCCUCUACGUGCCAGAGGCCUCUCAGACUCAGAUGUUUUACACAGCCUAUGAAAUGUUUGAAGGACACAGAAAGCCUGUGGAGGGGGUCCAGCCCAUCGCCACCAUCACCCCCUCAGUGUUAAAUGUCCAGCAGGGCCAUCGAGCUGAGCUUCGGUGCUCAGUGACUGGAAACCCAACGCCAUCCAUUGAAUGGAUUGGAGGCCCUGGGAACAGAAUGAUUCCCAGAGCUGUGAUAAGAAAUGGCAUCCUGACUUUCACAGCUGUGGACCUGGCUGAUGAGGGGGAGUACACGUGCAAGGCCCUGAACACUCACGGCGAGCACUCAGCACGGGCGUCCAUCUAUGUCCAAAAAUCGAACCCCAGUGGCCCCGGCACCGUGCCCCAAGUCCAAGUGAGUCCUCAAAAUGCUGAAAUCCACGAAGGCGAAACCUUGAGGUUGUACUGCAGAGCGUCUGGCUCGCCUGCACCAAAACUUACCUGGGUGAAAAAUGGAGGACAACUCCCCCAACAGGCCAUUCCCUCUCACGGUUUCCAUCAGUUUAAAAGCAACAGUCUCGGUGUGUUACAGAGACGUAUUGAGGAGCUGCAGGCCCGAACAGACCGCACAGACAUCGGUACCCUGCUCAUCCCUGAAAUCAAGAUGUCUGACUCAGGCACUUACAUGUGUGUUGGCAGCAACAGCAUCGGCUCGAACAGCGCUCCCAUUAGAGUCACCGUGCUUAAAGCAGACUACAGCUCCACAGCUGUUACCAUCCAGCCAUCUAUUGCUGAUGUCCAAGAGGGUCAAAGUCUGGAGCUCAACUGCUUCGCUCCUGGAAACCCCCCUCCUAAAGUCACCUGGACGAGAGCCAGCGGACCCCUGUCGGCCAACCACCAGAUUGUUGGCAGUCAGCUGCGCAUCCUGUCAGCCUCCUCUGAGGACUCAGGAGAGUAUAUCUGCCGGGUGCAGGACAACUCCUGGAGCUCAGGUCCUCAUGUCCUCCAGGCUUCUGUCUCCGUGUCUGUCACCUCAUCUUCUUCACGCCUGCAAAGCCCGAUCAUCGGCAUUGAGCCCCACAGUGCUGCGGUGGGUGUGGGGGAGUCGGCCAGCUUCAGGUGCCAGGUCUACAGUGGAUCUCAACCCGUCAGACUGGAAUGGAAACUGGUCAACAACCAGCCGCUGCCAGAUAAUGUCAGAGUUGGCCCUGGUGGCUCUGUUAUCACCAUCAGCAAUGCUCGCCCUAUGAACCAUGGAGCUUACCGCUGCGUGGCCAGCAACCGGUUUGGUAUCACCCACACGAUAGUGUCUCUGAUCGUUAAAGAGUCUCCCGUGGCCACCGUCACCCCUGUUGGACCUGUGAGGGUCAGAGCGGGUGACCCCAUUAACCUUGAAUGCCAAGCUUCAGGAGAGCCCCGUCCCUCGGUGACCUGGCACAGACUGGACAAUAACCGUAAAACCCUGCUGCACAGCCCCGCGCCUAUGGAGUCUAAUGCAGUCCUGCAGAUUCUCGUGGCUCGUCCAGAAGACAGUGGCACAUAUGUGUGCACGGCUCGGAACAUGGAGGGCACCACUGACACCAGGGUGGAGGUGACGGUUGACGGAGGAGCCCAGGUCCCCUCGGCACCCAUCGCCUCAGUUUCUGAGCCUCUGCUGAUUGUGGUGGAGGGUCAGACUGUAACGCUGCCCUGUGAGGCCCACGGAUUUCCCUCCCCGACCAUCAGGUGGUCCAAGCUGCGGUCCCCUCUACCCUGGAGACACAAGGUAGUGAACAACAACCUGGUUCUGCCCAGUGUGGACCGACAAGACUCUGGGGAAUACAUCUGCAGCGCCACAAACACCAUGGGAACCAGUGAAGUCACCAUCACGUUAGAUGUGGAGACUCCUCCUUACGCCACCUCUGUGCCUGAUGACGUGGCUGUGCGGGUCGGGGAGGUGAUCAGACUGCAGUGCCUGGCACAUGGCACCCCUCCCUUGACCUACACCUGGACUAAGCUGGACGGGACCCUCCCUCCAAGAGCUCAGGUCAGCGGAGGUGACCUCCAGAUUAACCUGGCUACUGCUAAGGAUGCUGGGAGCUACAAGUGCGUGGCCAGCAACAACAUCGGCAGCAGCGAAGUAACUGCUAAAGUCACAAUCAGAUCCCCGUUGGCCGUACGUGUGUCCCCACAGGUGGAGGUUAAAGCCCUGGGCAGUGCUGUGGAGUUCACCUGUUCAGCAGCAGGUGGUGUAGAAACAAAGAUCGAGUGGCUGAAGGAAGGUGGAGCCCUGCCGCCAAACCACCACGUAAAAGAUGGAGUGCUCAGGAUUGAGAACCUGGAGCAGAGCAAUGAGGGAGUUUAUAUCUGCAGAGCGAGCAGUUUGUACAGCCAGGCACAGGACACCGCCAGGCUGACAAUUCAAGCUCUGCCAAAGGUCAUGAUUAAUGUGCGAACGUCGGUGCAGACGGUGAUAAUCGGGAACUCUGUGGAGUUUGAGUGCCAGGCUGUCGGUGACCCGGAGCCCAUGGUAAAAUGGAGUAAAGUCGGUAGCCUGCUGCCAGCGCACAUCAUGGUGAAAGGUGGCAUGCUGAGAAUCGAGCGGGUCACUGAGGCCGACGCUGGUCAGUACCGCUGUACGGCCACCAACAAUGUGGGCUCGGUUCAGUCUCAGGUGCUCCUUAAAGUCCAAUCUCUUCCUCAAAUUGCUGCACUACCAGAAAUGAAGGAGGUGACUGUUGGGUCCAACGCAGUCCUGCCCUGCGUGGCUUCAGGGUAUCCAGCCCCUGAUAUCAAAUGGUCAAAGAUGGAGGGAGAACUUCCUCCCAAGUGUGUCCAGGAGGCCAAUGUGCUGACAGUUCCUCGGGUCACCCAUGAGGACUCUGGCACCUACGUCUGCACAGCCUCCAACAAGCAGGGCAAAGUGGAAGCCUUCACCAGGCUCCAGGUCCACGAGAGAGUGAUGCCGUACUUCGCCCAGGAGCCCCUGUCCUACCUCACACUGCCCACCAUCAAAAACGCCUACAAAGCUUUCAACAUAAAGAUCAACUUCAGACCAGACAACGUUGAUGGUCUCAUAUUGUAUGCUGGCAUGAUCCUCUACAAUGGCCAGAGGAAGUCCACAGGAGCUGACUUUAUCUCUCUGGGACUUGUGAGCGGCCGCUUGGAGUUCAGGUUUGACGUGGGCUCUGGAAUGGCUACCAUAAGGGACCCUAACUCCAUAAAACUGGGAGAGUUUCACACUGUUGAGCUGCAUCGAAAUCUCACCCAGGGAUAUAUAAUUGUAGAUGGAGGGGAGCCCAUCAGUGGCACCUCACAGGGCAAGUUCCAAGGCCUUGAUCUGAAUGAAGAGUUGCAUGUGGGUGGUUACCCCAACUACACUGUCCUUGCCAAAACUGCUGGCAUUAAGACUGGGUUUGUGGGUUGUAUCCGUCAGCUUGUCAUUCAGGGAGAGGAGGUCAUCUUUAAAGACCUGGACCGCAGCUCUACUGGUGUCACAAACUGCCCCACCUGCAAAGACCAUCCAUGCCAGAAUGGAGGGAGGUGUGAGGACUCUGAAGCCAGCUUGUAUAAGUGCAGCUGCUCCAGAGGAUUUACAGGCAGCAACUGCCAGCAUCACUCAUCUCGUCACUGUCACUCAGAGGCCUGCGGCCCUGAUGCUACUUGCAUCAAUCGCCCGAGUGGCCUGGGCUACGACUGCCGCUGCCAUCUAGGCAAGUUUGGAAAUAAAUGCAUGGAAGGGGAACUAGUGACAACUCCACUGUUUGAUGGUGAGGUGUCAUAUAUAGCUUAUCCUCCUCUGACCAAUGUCCAUGAUGAUCUGCGUGUCGAGCUGGACUUCAAGCCCAUGGAGAGAAACGGCCUGAUGUUCUUCUGCGGUGGGAAAAAAAUGAAGGUGGAGGACUUUGUGACCAUUUCCAUGGUGGACGGACACGUGGAGUUCAGAUAUGAACUGGGCACAGGACAGGCAGUUCUUCUCAGUCCUCAGCCGGUGUCUCUGGGUCAGUGGCACAGAGUUGUGGCCGAGCGCAACCAAAAGGCUGGUCACCUGAAGGUGGAUCAGGGUCCAGUGGAAAGGAGGACAUCCCCAGGAAAAUCCCAAGGUUUAAAUAUCCACACCCCUAUGUACCUGGGAGGAGUACCCAGCAUGGAGGUCCUGCCCAAACCUGCCAACGUCAGCCGAAUGUUCGAGGGCUGUAUAGGCGAGGUUUCCAUCAACAACAAGAAGCUGGAUUUGUCCUACAGCUUCACGGAGAGCAAAUCCAUCAGCAGAUGUGUGAACAACAGUCCAUGUGACUUCCGGCCCUGCCUCAAUGGUGGCGAAUGCUUGUCGAGUGCCGAGUACGAGUACCAGUGUCUCUGUAAGGACGGAUUCGAAGGUGAACGUUGUGAGGUGGUGAAGUUUGCGUGCCAGGGUGACCUUCAGUGCCAAAACGGAGGAAGUUGUGUGAGCAGCAAGUGUGUAUGUUCACCUGGGUACACAGGCUUCAGCUGCGAGGAAAGCCAGGUCCUCAGCAUCCCAGAGACCCAGAGGAAUUCUGAAGCUAGCGAGGCGAAUGAUUCACCCUAUCAGUAUGCAGCUUCUUUCCACAAUGAUGGCUACAUGGCCCUUCCUAAGUCAGUUUUCCCAAGAAGUGCUCCUGACUCACCAGAAACCAUAGAAAUGGAAAUCAAAACCAAGUCCUUGGAGGGCCUGGUCCUGUGGCAGGGAGUGGAGACCAGUGGCGCACGAAAUUUACGAAAGAUGCAUGAUAGUAAAAAGGUACCCGGAGAACACGGCAAAGGCAAGGACUUCAUCAGCCUCGGUCUACAGAGCGGACACCUAGUUUUCAGUUACCAGCUGGGCAGCGGAGAGGCUAAAAUACGAUCCCGAAUGCCCAUCAAUGAUGGGAGGUGGCAUAAAGUCACAGCAGUCAGAACUGGAAAAGAUGGAUUUAUCCAGAUUGAUGGAGGAGACAUGCUACACGGACAGUCUAAAGGCAGCAGCAUCAUGGUCAACACCAAAGGCAGUUUAUACCUCGGUGGAGCCCCAGACAUGGCUGCCAUGACAGGAGGGAAGUUUUCAUCAGGAAUGACGGGCUGCGUGAGGAACCUGUCGCUGAUGAACGCUCGGCCAGAACUGCAGCAGGCCCGGGCCAUCGACCUUCAAGCCCACGCUGCUCAUGGCACCAAUGUUCAGCCCUGCUCCUCAUAGACAUGCAUACACACCACACACACACAGAGACUAUGGAGUGAUGUCAUACCUACACACACUGCAGACUCACUCAGAGAGACUUAACACUCGUAGAGCCUAAAACAAAUUUGGUGCUUUUGCUGCUACCAAAAAAAAAAAAACAUCACAGAAAAAAUCGAAACAAUUGAAAAUGAUGCUUUUCUUUGUGUGCAGUUAAACCAAAACAAAAUAUUUUUUUUACAAUAUUAACAACUCUGCUCCUCCACAGUAUUGUUUUCUGAAUGAAGGACUCCUAACGGACAGCUAGUACACUUUUCAUCCAUCAGAAGUACUUUAGCCACGAGAAGAUUAAGACUUAUUAGGCCUUCUUCAGUGGGCCCGAUCCUAUGGAGUGGGAGAGGUUUUUACAGCACUGAAUUUUUUUAUUUAUAUACAUAUGAAUAAAUAUAUUAUAUUUCAGGGGGAAAACAUGCAAACUAACCAUAAAACUGCUCUUCUGCUUCUUCUGGGUUCUUCUACUGUGUCUGAGGCUUUGACGGGCCUGACUGUAACAAUACUUGAAGAUGUUUAGGCCUUCUUUCAUCACUUCUCUACAUAAACCCUUUCCUUGAGAGCAUGCCUAAAACCUUUCAUCAAUCAGUUGGGAGAGGAGUGCACACGCUCACAGUCGCAUGCAGCUUCAGUACACAACUCAGGAUGCAAAAUACGAGUGACAAACUGUAAAUGUUCCACGUUUGUCUGUUUUUGAACCCAAUAAUUCACAACACUGGUGUGUCUUCUCUGUAUUUGUUGUUUUUUAAUGAAAGAAAGAACCCUUGGUGCUAAUGUCAGACAUGAAGAUGCUACAUUCACCUGUCUGUUACAUGUAGACGUGUGUUUUUAGUGCUUUGGCUGAAUGAGACAAUCUAAACCAGUUGUCUCAUUGGUCUGACUGGUUCGUUGCCUCCAUGGCCUGAUUGGAUUGAGUAGAUCUCAAAAAGGAGCUGGAACUGAAAAUAGAGUAUUUUUUAUGUGUGAUUGUUGAAUAUAUUGUUUUAUGUGUAAAACUAUCUGCCAGUCAGGAAGAUAACUGUGCGUGUGCAACGUCAUUUAGUUCAUUAUGCAUGUUUGAGCACUGUUUCUCACAGAUCACUCCACAUUAAGCUGUGUGUGUGUGUGCGCGUGUGUCCUCAGGAGCAGCCAGCCCAGAACUGCCUCCAGCUUUGUUUUUGGUUUUUUACAGAACUUCCAGGUUUGGUAGCUUUAGCGACAGCACAGUAACAGUCUGACGGCUCUGUGGUUCUGGACGUUGUUUUCUCUGCAGACGGACUCUCAGCUGGGUUUGUUGUUUGGGUGAACGCAGAGGAAGCCCCCCCUGCAGGCUGCUGUGAGCUGCGGUGUCGCUCUUGGAACAGCAUGCUCCCACACUUUUAGUCGACCACAUGGCAAAGCACAACUCCACGCUCAUUGUUAGGUCCACUAAUCUUUUUUUUUAACGUUUUAUUAGCUUCAAAAUUGUUUAUUCUAAAGUGAGCACAGUCAUUUUGCUUUGAGGAGCUAUAUUUAUUUCACGCUGUUUUAUUUUCGCUCGUUUCCCCCACCACUGCUGUAUUGUAUGUUGCCGCUCACCCCCUCUCCCACCAUCAUGUUUGACUGAUCAGGCCCCAUUCAGUCAUGGUUUUUCACAAAGCACCCCAAAUUGAAGCUGCCUGCUCAUAUGAGUGAAAACUGGUCUUAUUCUUCGUCACUUGAUGAAAAAAGUCUUAUGGGCCCUGAAUGUAGAGAACGACAUCAUCGUGAGCACGUGGACUGACGAGUCAACGCUUUGGUCCAGGUAUUGGACUUUUAAAGCACGUGUGUGUGUGCGUGCACCGUGCUCUUUCACAGAUUCACCAGAAUCAGACGCUGCUUUUAGGAUUUUUUUGUUUUUACCAUUACGCUUUUGAAAGGACUCUAAGUAAUGAUACCAUUUUUUAUGUUGGUUUCCAUUUUUUAAGUUGUGUUCAUUUCUAAAACCAGAUCAACAAACAGAAUGAGCUUCAUGUUCCUCUGUCCCAGUUGGACAGACUCUCCCCUCACCUACUGUUUCUUAAAUAAAAACACAAUUCAUGUGC
Nematolebias whitei (Rio pearlfish) is the source of this 13371-nucleotide messenger RNA. It is a transcript of the gene hspg2, whose product is annotated as heparan sulfate proteoglycan 2. The coding region runs from base 215 to 11299 and encodes 3694 amino acids. Gene Ontology annotation, molecular function: protein binding; calcium ion binding. NCBI's taxonomy places the organism in Eukaryota, Metazoa, Chordata, Actinopteri, Cyprinodontiformes, Rivulidae. The record is from RefSeq and is a predicted model, not a curated record. Gene Ontology annotation, cellular component: neuron projection. The transcript has 88 exons.